Molecule: messenger RNA, 2120 nt
Organism: Misgurnus anguillicaudatus (oriental weatherfish)
Lineage: Eukaryota; Metazoa; Chordata; Actinopteri; Cypriniformes; Cobitidae
Source: RefSeq, a predicted model, not a curated record
AUGAUAGGUACUCUGUCUACUUUCGACGUGAAGGAGCAGACAUGGGAAGAGUAUUGCGAGAUACUAGAGCAGUUUUUUGAAGCUAACGGAAUUGAUGACGGAGAAAAGCAAAGAGCUAUCCUCAUCAGCGUGGUGGGACCAGCCACAUACAAGCUCAUAAGGAACCUGGCGACUGAAAGAGGCCGGCCUGUGACUUACCUCGGGCAUGUAGUUAAUGCUGAAGGCUUACAUCCUGUACUGAGUAAAGUGAGAGCCAUAGAGGAAGCUCCACCGCCAACCACAGUGACUGAGCUAAAGGCCUAUUUAGGUCUCUUGAAUUACUAUAACAAGUUUCUCCCUAGUCUAGCUACAUGCUUAGUCCUUUUACACAAUCCGGGUCACUAUUCUGUGGACAAAGAUUUAGUGCUUGCGUGUGACGCCUUGCCAUACGGAAUAGGCGCCGUACUGAUGGAAGAUGGUAGUGAAAAACCUUUAGGCUUCAUGUCACGCACGCUAACACCAACAGAGAAGCGUUACUCACAGCUCGAUAAGGAAGGGUUAGCUAUCAUUUUCAGGAUUAAGAGGUUUCACAAAUACAUCUACGGACGAACAUUCACAAUCAGCACCGACCACAAGCCACUUAUAUCAAUCUUUAAUGAAAAAAAGCCAGUGCCACAGAUGGGGUCACAGAAAGUGCAGAGGUGGGCGACACUCCUCAGAGCUUAUGAGUACAAAAUCUUAUACAAGCCGAGGCAGGAACAUGCAAAUGCAGACGCGAAAGGAUGGCCAAGGGAGGUGGAUACAAUGUACAAACCCUACAGUCAGAGGAAACUGGAGCUGAGUGUGAAAGAUGGAUGUGUGCUCUGGGGGGCGAGAGUGGUCGUUCCGCAGAGGAGCAGGAAAGCCAUUUUAAAACAGUUACAUCACACACACCCAGGAAUUUCUAGAAUGAAGGGCUUAGCACGUUCAUAUGUUUGGUGGCCAGGAAUGGACUCCGAAAUUGAAAAGGAAGUGCAGUCUUGCCAUACAUGUCAGGAAAACAGGAAUCCUCCAGCAGGAGCACCGCUACAUCCAUGGGAGUGGCCGGAGACCCCCUGGAGCAGACUGCGUGUGGAUUACGCCGGCCCUUUCCUAGGGAAGAUGUUCCUCAUCCUGGUAGAUGCACACUCCAAAUGGAUUGACGUGUACCCAGCCAGUGCAGCAACAAGUCAAGUUACCAUUGAAAAGCUCAGACAAUGCUUUAGCAUACAUGGCCUACCCCAGACCAUAGUAUCAGAUAAUGGAACUUGCUUCACAAGUCAAGAGUUUCAAGCAUUCCUAAAACAGAACGGGAUACAGCACAUAACAUUCGCACCUUUCCAUCCAGCAUCUAACAGUCUAGCAGAAAGAGCUGUACAGUCGUUCAAACAAGGAAUCACGAAAAUAAAGGGAGAUACUUUGGAAACAAAGUUAGCUAGAUUUUUGUUUAAUAACAGAAUUACACCCCAAACCACAACUGGAGUGUCACCAGCGGAAAUGCUUAUGUCCAGGAGGCUGCGCUCAACAAUGGAUCUUCUGCCUCCGGAUGUGAAGUCAAAGAUACGCAAGAAACAGCUCAAGCAGAAAGAACAACAUGACACACACAGUAAGUGGAGGAGUUUUUCUCCUGGGGAUGAUGUGUACACAUGAAACUACAGUCAUGGACCCCAUUGGAUACCAGCAGUCAUUGAAGAGAACACAGGACCUGUAUCCUAUACCGUACAGACAGGAGAUGGACGAGUUAUGAGGCGUCAUGUCGAUCAAAUCAGAAAAGUCAUACAAUAGUGAGCGGUGAAUUGCCUGUGCCCGAGAGGAUGGAGGAGCCUACCAGUCUUCAGGUUCCAGAUACCGUAUUGGAGGCCCUGCCUGUGGACUCUGCCAUCACCCCUGCGGUCAGAGAGAGAAUGACUGCUUCUGAGACAGCCCAAGCACACCCCUCAGUUGUUGAACAGACGAAAGCAGGAAUAGAUCCACUACCUGUGUUGCGCCGCUCCGAGCGCACCAGACAGACUCCUGCUUAUCUGAAAGACUUCGUGAAAUAGUAGUGAGAUCCCUCAAGACAGAGCAAGAAUGCGCUCUGGGACUCACUGGAAGGAUGGCAGUCUACCCACCUUCCUAGUUUU